CGUACUUCUGCCUCUUGGUCGGGAUCCAGCGGGCCAUGGCGGCGACCUCGCCCCGCGGCCGCGGCGGCAGCGGCAGCGGCGGCGGCUACAGCUCCUCGGGCGCCGGCCGCCACCGCGCGCUCCUGCGCGCCCCGGGCCCUUCCGCCAUGUUCCGGCAAACUUCGCCCCGACUCCGCGCGGGCCGUCUCCCCGCCGCGCCGCCCGCGGUCACCUGCUGGGCCGGCGGCCCCGCCGCCGAGCGCGCCCCUCCCGGCGCCGCCCCGGCCCCUCCCGCCGGCCGCGCCCUCCGCCCGCCGGGGCCGCCUCCGAGCCCCGAGCCGCUGGCGCCGCCUCUCCCGCCCGCGCCCGGCAGGCUGACCGGCUGCGGCUCCGCCUCGCGGCGGCCGGAGCCGCUUCCCAGGGCGGACGGGGGUCUCCUCCUCUCCCCACCCUCCCCUCCCGGAGGAAGCCCGGGAGGCUGGACCCCGCGGGGCGGGCGCCGGGCUGCGCUGCAGGCGCUGGGCACAGCCGGGCGCGGUGUGCGGGCUGCGCUCCCUGCGCGCGGGGGUCGCGGACGGGGAAGGAGCUGGGAGGGUUUCUUCUCGCCCCCCGCACCCGCCGCGCCUGCACUCCGCGGGCGCUCGGUAAACCGCGGCGACUGGAAUGGCAGGACAGUUUUCCAUACUGAAAGGCUUUCAGGACAGCACAGGACCUGAAAUUCCACAAGGGACUGUCCUGAAAUUUGGCUGGCCUGGCAAAAGUGUCUGAAGCCGAUACAAAUGAAAUCAUGGCCUUCCCGCUGUCUUCACCAAGGACAAAGGUGCUGAUUUGACAUCGCCCAGCCCCAACGAAUCUAUGGAUUUGGAAAUAACUGGGUCCUCUCUCUACAUACUAUGAUGUUAUCUCCAACAAGGAAGGAAAUGAGACAGGAAGGGUCUGGACUCCCUGCAGAUAGCUUUCACAGUUUACAAUAAGAAUUCGAAUACCACCAAAGGCAUUAGGCAACAUUUAAAACACAAAUCAACUGUGUCUAGCAUGAUAGAUGGCAAAGAAAUUUCUGGCACCAAGAAUCUCUCUUUAAGCACCACUUCCACACAGCGCCAGCUAAAUAAUGUAACAGCCUCUGCACUCUUUCCAAAUCGAGGAUGAAAUUAUGUAUUUCUCCCAUGACACAGAGGAUACCAGAAAGCAGCAUUUCCUGAAAUAAAACAUGCAGGGUAAAUGAAAUCAGCAGCUAAGGGAGACUCUCUUGUGUUUUCUUUCUUUAAUUUUUAAAACAACCUUUAUUAUUGAAGUAAGGCAUGCAUGAAAGAGUAAAAAAAAAAGGAUGUAUAUUGUAGCACAUUUUUACACACAUCCAUGUAACUAUCAAUUUAGAUAAAAGGGGAGAUGCAAUCAUUUCUUCAAAGUUUCCGUGCCCUUCUCCUCAAAAGUUAUCAUAAUCCUGAAGACAUUUAAAAAAUUUUUAAAAAUUCACAAGCCAUAUAAAACAUAUUUAUAUAAUCAAUAAUCAUUGUAUGGUGAACUCUUAUAACCACCACCUGGGUCAUCAUGGAUAAAAACUUGGCCAGCCACAGUUACAGACCAAGUUGUGUGAUCUGCAGAUUCACCUGUAGAGCCCUGACCCAAGAGAGAGCCACUGUGUUUGGAGAGUAGGUUUACAUGAGGCUGUAGGGCUGGGGCCCUGAUCUGGCGUGACUUGUGUCCCUGUAAGAAGAGGGAGAGACACUAGGGAGGCUCACACACAGAGGUAAGACCAUGUGAAGAGGCAGCAAGAGGGAGACUGUAGCGCCAA
Molecule: messenger RNA, 1774 nt
Organism: Sciurus carolinensis (gray squirrel)
Lineage: Eukaryota; Metazoa; Chordata; Mammalia; Rodentia; Sciuridae
Product: formin-like protein 20
Exons: 3
Coding region: 36-695 (219 amino acids)
Source: RefSeq, a predicted model, not a curated record